UGCAUCCAGUUCAGAAGUGUAGAAGUACUCCUUCGGGCUUAUGCCCUUCACGAGUUUCCUUCGCUGUCUUUCUCCACAGAAUCCUCUCUCCUUUCCCUCCCUUCGCAAACUCCUUCAUCCACCGAAGAAGCCUUGCAGUCUAUCUCUACCGCUAGCCGCAUCAGUUUUUCAAUGUUUGCUCACCGACCAAGCGGAGUGUAAGAGAAAAUUGGGAAGGAAGUUUGAGUUUGAUCUUUUGUGCUCCUUAGCAAUGGAUUCGCAAUCAACCAGCCUUCUGGUGUUAUGUGGAAAAUCGUCUGCUGAGAUUGAAUUUGCUAAAUCUCUGAAGGCCAAUAACACUCUCAAACUCCCCGACAACGGUGAAGUGUCGAUCCUUUUGCACCCGGAGAUCGAAAAAACUGAAGAAGAGCCUUUUCAGAUGGAUUUGUUUAUGAGUUCUCUGUCAACGAAUACUUUUGGUAGGUUCCUUAUUUGGUCUCCGCAGUUGCUUUCGACCCACGACGUUGUUUCUCACAAUUUUUGUGAGCUGCCCAUUGGUACCGUAUGUGUUGCUGAUGUUCAACUCAAAGGACGAGGUCGGUCUAAGAAUAAGUGGGAAUCUCCAAGGGGCUGCCUUCUGUUUUCUUUUACAUUACAAAUGGAGGAUGGUCGGACAGUGCCCCUUUUACAAUAUGUUGUUUCUCUCGCUAUUACAGAAGCAAUAAAGAGCAUAUGCGACUCAAAGGGAUUACCACAUCUUGAUGUUAAAAUAAAGUGGCCAAAUGAUCUGUACUUAAAUGGUCUUAAAGUUGGAGGCAUUUUAUGCACCUCAACAUAUAAAUCACGGAAGUUCAAUGUCAGCGCUGGUAUAGGCUUGAAUGUUGAUAAUGAGAAACCGACAACAUGCUUGAAUGCAGUACUACGAGAAUUAUCUUCUGUUGCUUACCAAUUUAGAAGAGAAGAUAUCGUUGCAGCUUUCUUCAAUAAAUUUGAGACUCUUUUUAGUCUUUUCAUAAAUCAAGGAUUUCAAACUCUUGAAGAACUAUAUUGUAAGACAUGGCUACAUAGUGGGCAGAGAGUUAUCGUACAAGAAAAUAAUGAGGGCCAAAUGGUGGAAAAUGUAGUAACAAUUCAGGGUCUGGCAUCCUCGGGAUAUUUGUUGGCUAUUGGUGAUGAUGGUCAAAUGUGUGAGCUUCAUCCUGAUGGAAAUAGCUUCGACUUCUUCAAAGGACUGAUCAGGAGGAAACUAGAGUGAGGAAGAUUCCUUGUCACUUUCUAUUGGAGAUAACAAUCAUGCUGCACCAUGUGCACAACUGAGGGUGUUUUGUUAUCUUUAUUUUUUUCUGUGUGUUCUUAUAUGUGGUCAAUGUAUUCCAACAUAUUGCUUUGUUUUGGAUUUUUUUUUUUUCCCUGAGAAAUGAGAUAUCGGUCAAACUUGCAUCAAUUCGUCCUUUAGUUAAGUAGGUUGGAUUUCAUUAAUCAAGACUGCUGUACAACUAUCUCGUACAUAUGUGAGCCAAAAAAUGGAAUAUUCCCAGUGAUAUAUAUAUCCAUAUUUGAUAAUCUAA
This is a messenger RNA of Vitis riparia (riverbank grape), 1547 nucleotides long. RefSeq names its product biotin--protein ligase 2-like. Gene Ontology annotation, molecular function: biotin--[biotin carboxyl-carrier protein] ligase activity. The transcript has 10 exons. Lineage: Eukaryota; Viridiplantae; Streptophyta; Magnoliopsida; Vitales; Vitaceae. The record is from RefSeq and is a predicted model, not a curated record. Gene Ontology annotation, cellular component: cytoplasm. The coding region runs from base 41 to 1234 and encodes 397 amino acids. Gene Ontology annotation, biological process: protein modification process.